UAAUUUAUUCACCUGUCAAUGACUGUUUGCGAUGUUAGAGAUAUCAUGACCUUGCAAAGGGUGUACGAAAAUGUCAAUAAAAGAAUUGUCUCAUUAUCUGCCGUAUGAGAAUUUCGGUAAUUAUAUUUUUCAUUAAAAAACUAAUUAAACUAUCUAGACACUACCGAAGGUUUCCCGUUUACUCCAUUUACCAUUGUUUACUAUAUAUACUGAGGCUGCUGGGGACACUGUAUCAGACUGUUCCUGUGAUCUGAGCAAGAACCCACUUACCAGUAUGAAUCCUCUCGUCUCCUUCGCCGUGUUGGCAACAAUCGCCACCGCAUCUGCCAUCACAGUUGGUGUUCCACCCAUGAUGAUGAACCCGAUGAUGAUGAUGAACCCCAUGAUGAACCAAAUGAUGAACCCGCACAUCAACCCAAUGAUGGCAGGCAGCAACCCAAUGUUAAUGCGGUAUGGUAUGACCAUGCCUCCAAUGAUCGGCGGAAUGGGUGGUCAGAUCGUCAACCCCAUGGCUCUUAGUCCCAUUGGACCAUCUGGUGUGGUUACCUCCAAUGGCGCUGUGGGACCAUCUGGAAUGGUGUCCGGCGGAGUUGUAGCUGGACCUAGUGGAGUUGUUACUGGACAUGGCGCUGUUGGACCUACGGGACCUAAUGGAAUGCACUCCAUGUGGCACUAAGGUUUGAAGUAUCCAAAUGUAUUUAUUGCCAUGUUACUUGUUUAUGGGAACCUGAUGUAAAUAAAAGACAUAUUUUUGAAAA
Messenger RNA from Acanthoscelides obtectus, 758 nucleotides. Lineage: Eukaryota; Metazoa; Arthropoda; Insecta; Coleoptera; Chrysomelidae. The record is from the annotation of a GenBank genome assembly.